AUGGAGAGGCGCCAUGCCCUGAUCGGGAUGCUUGGUGCCGGCUGCCUCCUGCCCUCGGCGGCAGCCCAGGCCCAGGAACUGGGCUCCCAGGUGAGUGUGGACCAGCUGAACACAUUCCAGAAGGCCGACAUCAUCGCUGACGUGCAGCGGCGGGCGCUCAAGGCGCUGAAGCAGGAGCUGACGGCCGCUGACGCCUCCAGCGCGCUGCGCCUCGUCCUGCACGACGCCGCCACCUACAACGUGGCCACCGGAACCGGCGGCGUGGAUGGGUCCAUUGUCACCUCGGAGGAGCUGGAUCGGCCAGAGAACAAGUCCUUGGUGCCGCUGGUCAAGCGCCUGUCCAAGGUCAAGGCGGAGCUGGAUGGGCAGGCGGAGAAGCGGGGUCAGGCCCCCAUCUCCUGGGCGGAUCUCAUCGUGCUGGCCGGCGCUGCGGCGGCCAGCCUGGACUGGAAGGCCAUCAAGCUGGGCCGCGCCACCGACGCCGCAGGGGGGGAGAUCAUCGCCUCGCAGCUGGCCACCCCCAUCCCCGUCUCGCUGGGGAGGGGGGACUCGCCGGCGCCCAACCCCAGCCCCAUCAUCCCUACCCCGACCGAGAACGCCAGCCCCCAGGAAGUCAAGGACUUUUUCAACCGACUGGGCAACCCCAGCUCUGACAACGGCGAGGGUCUGUUCUCACGCAAGCCCCCCUUCUUCCCUCGGGCCGCCUUUGUGCUGUGGACAGCGGCGCAGCCAGACCCCGCAGCGGCCGAGGCGAAGCUGGCUACGGACCCGGCCUUUGCGGAGUGGAAGACCAGCUACGACCGCAGCCGGCGCACCGUCACCCGCAACAACUACGAGGUGGACUUUGGCACCUACUACGAGCGCCUGGCCAACCUGGGUGCCAAGUUUGAUCGCACCCGCUACCUCAUUCCCCUGAAAACAGCCAACAUCCCCCGGCUCUGA
Molecule: messenger RNA, 942 nt
Organism: Auxenochlorella protothecoides
Lineage: Eukaryota; Viridiplantae; Chlorophyta; Trebouxiophyceae; Chlorellales; Chlorellaceae
Product: Thylakoid lumenal 29 kDa protein, chloroplastic
Exons: 5
Coding region: 1-942 (313 amino acids)
Biological process (GO): response to reactive oxygen species; cellular response to oxidative stress; hydrogen peroxide catabolic process
Molecular function (GO): peroxidase activity; heme binding
Source: RefSeq, a predicted model, not a curated record